ACAGGCUCAAUACACCUCUCUUCCCACCGCCAUGAUCAACAGCAAGCACUGUCCCCGCGACCAUCAAGUGUAAUAGACAGAUUACUCGGGGUCCCAGCAGCAGCAGUGCUAAAGCGCCAACAUGUCCACCACACCGAUCACACCCGUCGCGGCACCACCGUACAGUGCAUACCUGCAUGACGCGCACUCCAACUCGCCCAUUACCCUCGGCCUCAUGUCAUCAUCCGGCGAGUCGACCUCGGGAUAUGCUGCCGGCCGGCAUGGUAGCAGCGAGGAGCACAGCUAUGUGGACACGCACGGACACAGACAACAUGAUGGGAACGGGCAUGGGCAUGCGAAUGGCUUUGCAAGUAGGGAUGGCGACAGCAGCGGGCAGCUCACCGGCAGCAGUGACGCCGCCACGCACCAUUCCAACAGCACUGUCAGCGACGGCACGGCCGGGCCCGGAGACCGUUCUGCCAGUCUAGGCCAUGGCCCGGGUUCAGGCUCAAGUUCAGGCCUAGAUCCUGGCACAGGUGCAAGCCAUGGCUCGCAUUCCAGCGCUGCCAAUCCGACAACGUCCUCAUCAGCGGGAUCUGGUCCCGGAACUGGGGCCAUCGUCUCGGGUCCUACUGCUGCUAGUGGCGGUGGACUGAAUCACGGCGCAGUCUACGGCUCCUCAUCGCUAAACACGCCGCCCAUCAGCCCCAAACGGCCACACCUAACCAGAUGGGAGUUGGAAGAUGUUCGCGCGUGGCUCGUCAGUGUCAAUUGCGGACAAUAUGCGGAUAAGUUUGAAGAGAAUGGGAUCAAUGGCGAGGUAUUACAUCUACUUGACGACAACGCCCUCAAGGACAUGGGCAUCCUCUCCGUCGGCCAGCGCCUACACAUUCUCAAUGGGAUUUUCAAGCUCAAGGAAUUCUACGGCCUGCCGAUCCUCGAGGGCGAUUACAUCCCCCUCUCGGAGGAAGUGGCGCGCAACAGCGUCGUCAUCGGCGCUGUCGCACUCGGCGCCGCCGCGGCCGCCAACACGACGUACAUUGGCGUAACGGCCAGUGCGGCGAGCAACAGUAUACGCGACUCGACCACAUCCUCUGCGUCCGUCCCGCUCUCACUGUCGGGUGUGUCCGCUGCGCCUUCGCUUUAUGGUUAUGCGACCGGGGCCGGGGCCGGAGCCGGAACUGGGGGUGCUGGGCCUGACCCUGGCAGCAUCAGUGCUGGCAGUAUCGGUGGCGGCAGCAGCACUGGUGCAGGAGGAACCGGCCCUAGCAGUAUUCGAGGCGGCAGCGGCAGCGGUGCUGGUGGUCUCAGCCUCAACUUGAGCGCUGGAGGGAUCGGCGGCGGAGGUGGGGGUAGUCUGAGUGCCAGCGGGCUCUUCAACGCGAUUCCAUCACCUUGGCACAUUGCCGGAAUUCUGCGCGAGAAGGACGAGCGCAUUCACAUGCUCGAGCACGAAGUCAACCGCCUCGGCGAGUACCUCUGCCGCGUCCAGCAGGAUUUUGUUGGCAUCUGCCGCAUUCUCAAUGUUCAGAACGCGCUCUCCGCCGAGCUGCCGCCGCUGCAGCCGUUCGUCCCGCUGCGCAAGCUGAGCGAGCACAGUGCCGCGUCCGUCCUGUCACACCCGUCCGGCUUGCCCGAGGCGACGCACAGCGGCGGCUCCGGCUCAACCUCGGGCUCCGGGCCUGCUUUUGGCAGCGGCAGCGCUGCUACUACUGCGUCUUCCAGCGCCAAUGCAGGCGCUGCUUCGCUGGCCCCACUGCAGGGACAGCGGCUCUCUCCGGAUCAACAGGCGCUCACGCCGACAGGCUUGGGUGGCGGCCCCGGAUCCUCGAGCGACCUUCAAGGCGCUGCGGAGCUCUCUUUCAGCCUGCCUUCUCCCAUUGCAGGAACGGCAGCAGCAGCAGCGACAGGUGGUAGCAUUAACGGCACUGGCGCCGGUGCGGCAGAAGGCGCUCCUACGCACCGUCAUCAGCACCAGCAGCAUCCCGUCGGCGCACAUGCAGAUGUGAAUGAGGGCUUGCAGUACGCAAGUGUAGCAGUUGGCGGCCAUGCGCGCGCCGGCGACCUCGACAGUCCGACGGAGCGAACCCCCGUCAGCGCGCGCCUCGGUGGUGCUGUGACUCGCGGGGUUGGUGGGACGGGUCAGCCGCCGAGUUUCCAACAGCAGCAGCAAGGGGGAGAAGUCGAGAUGGGGGCUCUGCAAAUGCAGCAACAGCAGCAGCAGCAGGAGACGGAAGCUGAAGGAAGCUCCUUCGUGUCUGCUUCUGGAACCUACCCGGACGUCCUCGCAGAUCCGCCCGAGCGUGGCGCUGCUCAGGGAGAGGCCGCAGCAGCAAAUGCCAGACCCAGCUCUUACGGGAAGGGGCAUGCCCGCUCUACCGACGAACCGACACUCGACUCCCCCACUGUAAGCACGUCGACGCAAAGUCAGAGUCAUCAGAGCAACGCGAACACCAGUCUCGCUGCUACGCCUACCAGCGCCACGCACCAGUCCUCUUCGGCCGGCUUUAGCAGCUCGAAUACGACGAACAAGUUGGCGCCGCCCUCUGCCCCUUCGCUGGCGGCUAGCACGACUACUGAAUCGACCGCCAGUACCGCAGAUUCGGCCACGUCUGGUACCAGCUCCAGCGCCGCUGUUGCUGCUGCUGAGAACAGCUCUACCUCGAGUAAUCCUGCGUCAGGAGCUACAAGCAAGGACAAACCGUCCUCUACUGACAACCCCUACAAAAGCUUCCGCGUCACCCUCGACGAUCCGUGUCACAAGGUGCUCCCUGCCGCGCUCAAGAAGUACAAGAUCAACGAUGACUGGAAGCAGUACGCUCUGUUCAUUUGCUAUGGCAACACUGAACGCUGCUUGAGCUACGACGAAAAGCCGCUGCUGCUCUUCCAAAAGCUGAAAGAGUCAAAGCAGAACCCAGUGUUCAUGUUGCGAAAUAUCAAGGAUGUCAAGAGCCCCAUUGCGAUUGCGAAUGCUAAGGCCGAAGCGCGUGGAUUACAAAGCGGAUGGAGUCGUGUCGCAAAGAAGCGUGAGGAGCUGCUCCAGGCAUCCGCGGAUGCAGAGGCGUCCGGCACCACAGGUACGAACGGCGAAGGCGGGGAGCUGCCAAAAGGCAGAUCACUGCCGCCACUAAACACGUCUUUAAAUGUGCCUGGCUCCAUCACGCCUGCUCUCAUGAGCGGCGGCGUGAUGCAGCGGCAACAGAGUUUGCCGAGGUAUGUUGGCCCUGCCAGUGCUCUACCCAAGAAUGGCAUCGCAGACGCUUCUACGCGGACGUACGCUAUCGCCAUCUACCCCUAUGCGUCCGAGCGCGAUGACGAGUUUGACGUCGCGGUCGGCGACACUUACAUUGUGCUGAGCAAAGCGAAAGGGUGGUGGAUUGUGCAGGGCGAUAGUAAAGCGGAUGGUACGGGUGAUAUAGAUGUCGCGCAAGCAAAGGUCGGCGACGGAGAUGGCGACGAGACGGACUCCGCCACGAUCGAUCGCUCGGAGACGGAAGCAAAUGGCGGAGGAUUGGUCAUGGAAUCGGGUUGGGUCCCCGCCGGGUGUUUACUCGAGGUCAGUCGACCGCUCCUGCUCCCGGGAACGUCGACUGGGUCACCUGCGACGCCACAAUACCCAUCUCGGACCAGUCAACAGAACACGACCGACGACUCGCUCGCCCCCGACGCCGCCCUCGGUGGGGGAAGUGGUGGGCGCUCACUUUCGCCUGGCUCUGCUGGUAGCGGCAACGGCAGUGCUGGUAGCGACAGUCUACCACAACCCAGCUUCUCAGACGUAUCCAAGGUGCCCAUUUCGCCUUCAAUCAUCAUCAGCACCAGCACGCCUGGCGUCAUGCUCAUGGACUUUUCUGCACCGGACCGGGACCUGGUACUGAAGCGCAACGAUAAAUUGCGUGUCUUCAAGCGGUACAAUCAUUGGUCGUACUGCGUCAAGGAGGGGAACGACCAUUCACGAGGAUGGGUCCCAAGUUGGUUCAUCGGCAAAGCAACAUCCAGCAAGCCAGCGACUUCACGCAACAUUUCAUCCGGCUCGUCCAGAAAUGCGGAUCUAAAGUCAGGCGACAGCCACAACUCAGACUCAGCUGGUGCCAAUGCUGCACCUGAGGUGGGUGCCAGUUAACCAGCACGGGUCUCGUCUGGCAAGCACUAGAUAGUCCAGCAGGCAUGACACCGUUGGGUAAGGAAAUGCUGUUGGAUUUCACGUCCGCGGCAUCAUAUGCGCAUCA
Molecule: messenger RNA, 4205 nt
Organism: Tilletiaria anomala UBC 951
Lineage: Eukaryota; Fungi; Basidiomycota; Exobasidiomycetes; Georgefischeriales; Tilletiariaceae
Exons: 4
Coding region: 122-4099 (1325 amino acids)
Biological process (GO): signal transduction
Molecular function (GO): synaptic receptor adaptor activity; ionotropic glutamate receptor binding
Source: RefSeq, a predicted model, not a curated record